Messenger RNA from Perognathus longimembris pacificus (Pacific pocket mouse), 1687 nucleotides. RefSeq names its product integrin subunit beta 1 binding protein 2 (gene Itgb1bp2). The record is from RefSeq and is a predicted model, not a curated record. Bases 476 to 1522 code for a protein of 348 amino acids. The transcript has 11 exons. Lineage: Eukaryota; Metazoa; Chordata; Mammalia; Rodentia; Heteromyidae.
AGGUAGAGUUAAAUGCAAGAAUCAGUGCUAUUGACCCUAUGUGGACAUAACCAGGCAAUAUAGAUAUUUCCCUGAGAGGAAGAAAUGGGUUGGGAAAGUUGAGAUACCCUUAUCCAGUUGGAGAGGUGGUCUCAAUUGGCUUAUCUGAGCAGCUGUUGAUAUGUCAGAGGCUUGGAAUUGGCAGCAUCUAAAACUGUCUCAGCAGUGGUUCGCUGACCUCACCCAAGUUCCAAGUACUACUCUGCCUGAUCCUUUUUUCCUGAGCCUCAAAGCGAAAAUGCUCCAGAGCUCUUUCUAUUGGCUGGGAAGACGAAUUGAAGUUCCCUUGCCCAUGUUAGGAGGUGUACGCCUCCUGAACUAAAGAUAGAAACAGCUGGCCCUUCCAGGCAGCUAAAAGCCUCUGGACUCAGUGGUGUUCCCCACUCAGCAGCCAGACUCCUUGAAAUACCCUUUCAGUAAUUCUAGCAACGCCUCCAUGUCACAACUCUGUCAUAACAAAGGCUGUGGGCAACAUUUUGAUCCCAACACCAACCUUCCUGAUUCCUGUUGCUAUCACCCUGGGGUCCCAAUCUUCCAUGAUGCACUUAAGGGUUGGUCAUGCUGCCGAAAGCGAACUGUAGAUUUCUCGGAGUUCUUAAACAUCAAGGGCUGUACUAUGGGACCACACUGUGCUGAGAAGUUUCCUGAGACCCCCCAGCCUGAGGACUCUGCUACAAGUUUACUUCAGGAGCAAAAACCUUUGAACACAAUUCCAAAGUCAGCAGAGACCUUACAACGAGAAAGGCCUAAGUCAGAGUUGCCUCCAAAGCUGCUACCACUAAAUAUAUCUCAAGCCCUGGAAAUGGCAUUGGAACAAAAAGAACUAGACCAGAAACCUGGGGCAGGACUUGACAGUAAUCUGAUUCGGAAUGGUUCAAGCUGUCAGAACCCAGGAUGUGAUGCUGUUUACCAAGGCCCUGAGAGUGAUGCUACUCCAUGUACCUACCACCCAGGAGCACCUCGAUUCCAUGAGGGGAUGAAGUCUUGGAGCUGUUGUGGCAUCCAGACCCUGGAUUUUGGGGCAUUCCUGGCUCAGCCAGGAUGCAGAGUUGGUAGACAUGACUGGGGGAAGCAGCUGCCAGCAUCUUGCCGGCAUGAUUGGCAUCAGACAGAUUCCUUAGUAGUGGUGACUGUAUAUGGCCAGAUUCCACUUCCUGCAUUCAACUGGGUGAAGGCCAAUCAAACUGAGCUUCAUGUCCACCUUGUCUUUGAUGGCAACCGUGUGUUCCAAGCAGAGAUGAAGCUCUGGGGGGUCAUUAGUGUGGAGCAGAGCUCUGUCUCUUUGAUGCCAUCUCGGGUUGAAAUCUCCCUGGUCAAGGCUAACCCAGGAUCCUGGGCCCAGCUGGAGCACCCCGAUGCGCUAGCUGAGAAGGCUAGGGCAGGAGUUGUCUUAGAGAUGGAUGAGGAAGAAUCUGAGGGUUCAGAUGAUGAUCUGAGCUGGACAGAGGAGGAGGAGGAAGAAGAGGAAGCCAUGGGAGAAUAAUAAUACCAGACAGUUAAGUGUCUAGACAAGACCUCAGUGACUCCCUUAGAAUCUCAGAGACCAAGGUAUGGUUGACCAUGUGAUGUCAUUGAGACUGAAGGCAGGAAGAACUGUUCAAACCAUAUUGUUUUGUCUCUUAAAUAAAUCAUGUAUUCUGCAGUUUCA